GAAGGCGGUGCGAAAACGCGUUUGAACUUGGGUCCUGCCGCUGCCCGUAGCCGGCGUCCCCAACAUGGCGGCUCCCCAAGAUGUCCACGUCCGGAUCUGUAACCAAGAGAUUGUCAAAUUUGACCUGGAGGUGAAGGCGCUUAUUCAGGAUAUCCGUGAUUGUUCAGGACCCUUAAGUGCUCUUACUGAACUGAAUACUAAAGUAAAAGAGAAAUUUCAACAGUUGCGUCACAGAAUACAGGACCUGGAGCAGUUGGCUAAAGAGCAAGACAAAGAAUCAGAGAAACAACUUCUACUCCAGGAAGUGGAGAAUCACAAAAAGCAGAUGCUCAGCAAUCAGGCCUCAUGGAGGAAAGCUAAUCUCACCUGCAAAAUUGCAAUCGACAAUCUAGAGAAAGCAGAACUUCUUCAGGGAGGAGAUCUCUUAAGGCAAAGGAAAACCACCAAAGAGAGCCUGGCCGAGACAUCCAGUACCAUCACUGAGAGCCUCAUGGGGAUCAGCAGGAUGAUGGCCCAGCAGGUCCAGCAGAGCGAGGAGGCCAUGCAGUCUCUAGAUGGAGUUUCGCUCUUGUUGCCCAGGUUGGAGUGCAAUGGCGUGAUCUCAGCUCACCGCAACCUCUGCCUCCUGGUUUCAAGCAAUUAUCCUGCCUUAGCCCCCCAAGUAGCUGGGAUUACAGGCAUGCACCACCACACCCGGCUAAUUUUGUAUUUUUAGUAGAGAUGGGGUUUCUCCAUGUUGGUCAAGCUAGUCUUGAACUCCCAACCUCAGGUGAUCCGCCUGCCUCAGCCUCCCAAAGUGCUGGGAUUAUAGGCUUGAGACACCACGCCCGGCCCGUAUUUCUGUUUACUAGAAGACCCCACACCCCAUCAAUGUUUCCUCAGGGGGAGCAUUCCCAGGUGUUCAUGUGAAAAGCAGAGGUCCCCAGCCCCUCUCCUAGAGAGGGUGUUGGCAGGGCUGGGUGAGGGGCCUGGAGUCUGAUUUUCACUGAGGGCUCUGGGGACCCAUAUGGCCAGGCAAGUUUGGGAAUCAUUGCUCCAAGAGAUGUUUGGCGAAUCGGCUGCUGGUAGGACUGCUAGGACCUCAGUUUACAAUUAUACUCCCCAAUGUUAUUUUUCCUAUGAGUUCCUUUUAAAAGAUGUGAAUCAGAGGCUACAGGAGAGACUGCUUGAGACCAUCUGGUUUCCUCCAAUAGUUUUCCCAGUGUCUCCUCUGUGAUGGAGAAGAGCAUCAGCCCUCUCCGGGAUCCUUCAGUAUAAGACAACAGAAAAAGGGCGUUUACUCCUUGAAACGCUUUUGGAAAAUUGGACACAUGGACAAAAGUAGAAAGCAUGGUAUCCUGAAUCCCCUGAGCCCUGAGCCCAUUACCCCAGCCAGUCUCAUUUCAAUUCUACCCUCAGCCCAUCCCCCAUCUGGAUUAUUUUGAAGCAAAUCCCAGACAUCGUCCAUAAAUAGUACAUCUCUCUAAAAGAUAAGGGACUCUUUGGGGAAAAAGCAGAAGCAACCUCAUAACUACAAUACCAUGAUCACCCCUAGAAAUUAUAAUUUUGGACCACUUUUUUUUCAGUGCACCAAAUAGGCAGAAGCAAAAGGAAAGCAAGCAGGUGACCCCAAGGUCACUCCUUGAGUUUGCAGCUUACCUGAACAUUUGGGCUCAGAACCAGCCAGGGGCUUCCUCUCGGUGUAUGCUGUGGGAGAAGCCUUGGAGAGAGAGGGAGCAAGGAGACAACUUGGCCUCUGAGUCCAGGACUUUUAUGCUCUGGUGUGGCGACAGGAUACCCUCCGCUAACAGUGCGAAGGAGACACAGAUGCUGGUGGCUUCUGGGGUGUUGAGAGGAUCCCAGUGUUCUUGGGGCCCAUUUUGUAGAAGCGAUAGGUAUUGAAGAAAAGAGAAUACAGUUCUUAACCCAUUCCUUAUGCCUCACAAAUUCGGCUUGAUUUAAAAGCCUCUAGGACCAUAAUUUUAAAACAAAAGCUUAUUAGGAAUAUGGUGUCUGGAAUUUGCUCCACAAUUGCAGGAGUAGUGGGAGUUGCGGGGGAGGGGAGCAGGAUUUCAGAGCUUGGUGGUUCUUGGUUAUGGGUGGCGGGCACAUGGCAUUUCACGAUAUUGUGCUGUCCACUGUGUGAUGGUUCAAAAUUCUCCGUAAUAAUAAAGUUUAAAAAGAAAGGCCUAUUAGGUUUUUACUUAGCAAGAUCUCAGGGUUUUGAAAUCGCAGCAGGCAGGUGUGGAGAAAGUGGGCGGAGAGGGAUUCCUGUUCUGUGUUUGUUUUUCUCCUUUUAUCUGUCAUUUUCAAAAUGCUCCUGUGUUUCCUCUGAUAAUUUAUCUUAUUUACUUAUUAGCUUUUAAUUUUGUAAAAGGGUAACACAUACAACAUAGAGAAGGAUAAGAAAACUCUAGCCCAGGACUGCCAGUAGAAACAUAACAGGAGCCACGUAUAUAACUUUAAAUUUUCCAGUAGGCACAUUUUAAAAAGUAAAAAGAAACAUAACAAAUUAAUUUUAAUAAGAUGUUUAUUUAACCCAUUAUGUAAAAUACUUUAAUUUCAAUGUACAACUAAUAUUAAAAAUUAUUGAGAUAUUU
Molecule: messenger RNA, 2579 nt
Organism: Pongo pygmaeus (Bornean orangutan)
Lineage: Eukaryota; Metazoa; Chordata; Mammalia; Primates; Hominidae
Gene: BNIP1
Product: BCL2 interacting protein 1
Exons: 6
Coding region: 65-715 (216 amino acids)
Biological process (GO): retrograde vesicle-mediated transport, Golgi to endoplasmic reticulum
Cellular component (GO): SNARE complex; endoplasmic reticulum
Molecular function (GO): SNAP receptor activity
Source: RefSeq, a predicted model, not a curated record